UGUUCUUUAAGAAAAGAUAAAAACAUUCAACAAUAGACAUGUUCGCCUUUAUGAACAUGCUUUGUUAACGCGGGGUAAUAAAAGGCGCCUUUGGCUUAAGUAGUAUAUAAAGGGUUUGCCUAAUAGGAGAGCGUUCAUGUUAAACUUGAAUCCGCAGCAUAGAGAAAUAAUUUUGACGUUUUAUACACUAUUUCAAUUUCCGUUCUAUCUCAAACCGAAUACAUCCACAAUAUGGGAAGAGAUCACAGCAUUGCUUCGGUAUACGAUACCACUCCGUAUCACGCCUACUGUCUAUCUGAAGAAGGGGAUGAAGAUGACGAUGUCUGCGUAUGGGAUGAAGGUCCAGAGCUUUUCGACCUGUACGAUAGUGAAGAUGAGCGAAUAGUCGCUGAGAUUCAUAGUUCUAUCCCCGAGCGUGAUUGGAUAUUCCGCAGCAAAGCACGAAAUGAUGAUACCCCAACAACGAUACGGCCUGCAGGGGCAAAUAAGAGAGACAGCACCAUCACAAUAUUGGAAAACCCUUCCAAAGAUCCAGAGAAGUUAACUGACGAUGAGUUCCAAGAGCGACAGAUCGCUUAUGCACUGUCGACCGCCCGGAGGAACCUAACUAGAAUGUCACAGUUCAUGCUGAAGCUGGAGUGUCGCGCAGGGAAGAUUACGAAGGAAGGAAUCAAGCACACCCUUGAUGCUACUGUCGCUGACAGUACUGACGCGGCUAAUCAAUAUCUUACUUACCAGGAUGAGCUUGAGGAAAUCAAAUACCUCAGCGAUAACGUAUGGCAGCGCUUAUAUCUCAUCGACCGACACUGGCGACAGCAGAGCCGUAAGGACCGCGAUGCCGAGGGUCGCAGUCCUCACAUCGAGCUCGAGAGCGAACCGGCCGCGAGAGCAUUCCUUAAAGAAGAACGGCAGACUAACCACCUCACGAGUAGGGAUUCGUGUUACUAUACAGCCGCGGACUUAGCGAGUGGGAGGAGGUUUGAAGACUGGAUUACUUACUUGAAGGACUCUUGCGAGUUCAAGGACGGACCGGCCGAGGAGACUAAGCUUGUACAUCUAGCCUGGCGGUUCUUGGACCGCGAGUUGCGCGGGCCGAGGCCGACUAAUCCUGUGUGUAUUGAGAAUUUUCUGGCUGAGCUUAAUGGCCAAUAUCAGAAUGGUGCUUUUGGCGAGGCGAUUAAGAACCCCGAGAAGCGGGAGAAAGAUGACGAUAAGGCAUGGAGGGCUAUUAAGAAGGUUUGGUUUUCAAGGUUUCAGCAUUAGUUAUAGAGCAAUUAGAAUUAAUAUAUGGAUUUAUUACAUCGA
Daldinia decipiens is the source of this 1305-nucleotide messenger RNA. RefSeq lists its product as uncharacterized. The transcript has a single exon. The record is from RefSeq and is a predicted model, not a curated record. Lineage: Eukaryota; Fungi; Ascomycota; Sordariomycetes; Xylariales; Hypoxylaceae. Bases 232 to 1263 code for a protein of 343 amino acids.